AUGACCACCUCCUCUAGCGUCCUAAGAUGUAUAGAGGAGGGAAGAUUUGUUUGGCAGUGCACUUCAAGCCACUAUGGGCGAAGAAUUGUUUUGGGGUUGCAGAUGUAUAGAGGAGGGAAGAUUUGUUUGACAGUGCACUUCAAGCCACUGUGGGUGAAGAAUUGUCCUAGAUUUGGCAUAGAACAUGCUCUUUGUUUGGGUCUUGAACUUCUGGGAUAUUGCGUGUUUGUGUAA
Messenger RNA from Ilex paraguariensis (yerba mate), 234 nucleotides. Lineage: Eukaryota; Viridiplantae; Streptophyta; Magnoliopsida; Aquifoliales; Aquifoliaceae. The record is from the annotation of a GenBank genome assembly.